AUGCAGUUCAUGAGCCAAUCUACGGGCUGGUUUGACAAUAUCGUUCUGGCAAUGGCACCGCUGGGUAUCAUCACUACCAUCGUCGGGGCUAUCAGAGUCGGGGGCCCCUCGUGGCUCAAAGCCCUCAUUGGAAGAGCAAGGGAGAGCCGUGCUGUUGUCGAGGCUGAACUGAUGUCUUCCACGUCGCAUGAGGUGUGCGAGCUUUGGAACGGGCAGCAGGUUGUCAGGGUAAUGGGGAAAGGACCAAUUCGGGAGUUCAUUAUCCUGCUGCCCGAGGACGAGCCAGCCAACCGAGGGAUGAUGCAACGUCUUAGAGAAUGGUUUGCUCAGCCAGCAGAAGGGAGAGACGACUCGCUCGGCGAUCUGUCAGGAGCCAAACAAGAGAUCACCAAGGUGAUAUUGAAAGAAGACGAGAAACAAGUGCAUCUUCAGGAACGAAGUAAGUCAACCUGCCCACCGUUUAUCGCUCUAAUCAUCUUACCUUCCCAUCAGAACCCACCAUUCGAGAACGCUCUCUCCGACCGUUCGGUCUUCGUUCUUCGGAACACAGCCGCCCAAGCACCGAACCUCACUCUCAAUGUUCACAACCAGCUUAGCAGAGGAGAGCUCUACGUGGUUGCAUUGUUUGGUAUCAUUCUCCAGCUUGGGGUUCUUGCCUACUCUACUUGCAUCACUUAUUUACCCGCGUUCACGCUCCUCAAGGAUGGAAAUCCCGUCGCCCGCUACGCCUAUCCCUGUACCGCCGUUGGCACGCUGCUCCUGGUAGUUGGCGUACUCGUUUGUUCUCACGUUGUCGAGAACAGCACGGAGGAAGCGACCUACUUUCCAGGGCCUUCGAAAAAGGCUCGCGUUAUCUGGCUGCAAAGAUCUGGCACCGUCAGCGACCAGGCCUUUGAGUCCUUCGCCAUCUUCCCUCAGGAAGCGCAGGUCCUAGUCAGGACGUCCCAGCGCGCACCAGAGCCGGGCCAACGGGAGACCUCGAAAAAGGACUCGGCCAAUCCUGUUUCCGGGUACUUGACGUCUGAGAAUGUCAAAACUGUCGGCGGCACGGGUAUCGGUAUCUGCGGCUUCAUCGUGCAGUUUACCGGUCUGCGCGGCAUGCACUGGUCAGCCUCGGUUGCGCAGCUUGGUGCCACUGUCCUCAUGACCAUCCUCAGGGCGUGGGUCCGCCGGGACCUCGCUGAACUCCCAAGGGCCCUCCCGAUCGUUUCUAGGCAUGAGCUAGAUUGGCUGGCAAUGACCUUUGGGGGGAAACCCGCGAAAGCGCCUUGGCGACAGCCGCCUGGGGACGACGGAAAGUGGGAUAAAGAUUGUAGGCCUUGGGCGGAUGACGAGGGUUGGGACUGGAAAACCAUCGCAAUUCAAGAUCCAGCGGAACUUGAGGAGCUGCAACCGUACCUCAAGGAAAGAGGGAUCUCGGCAAGCUCGCGGACUGGCAUGGGCCUGCGUCCGCCGAGGCCAUUAUGCUCGCCAGGGCAAUCGAGAUCGCAAUGGACGCUCUCCUUGGUAACCUCUCCGGGAACUUCACGUGGCCUGUGA
Molecule: messenger RNA, 1539 nt
Organism: Chaetomium fimeti
Lineage: Eukaryota; Fungi; Ascomycota; Sordariomycetes; Sordariales; Chaetomiaceae
Exons: 4
Coding region: 1-1539 (512 amino acids)
Source: RefSeq, a predicted model, not a curated record